Molecule: messenger RNA, 1242 nt
Organism: Symbiodinium sp. CCMP2592
Lineage: Eukaryota; Dinophyceae; Suessiales; Symbiodiniaceae
Source: the annotation of a GenBank genome assembly
AUGGGCAUCCGCCCAUGUGCACUGAUCCUGGCCUUCUUCGUCUUGUUCGGCCUCUUCGAGCCACUGGCGAAGCUGGUCUCGGUCCUCAGUAGGGGCACGGACAGUGCCGAAAAGCGCGAGCAGAGAGCACGGGCUGAGCUCAGUUCCCUCGUCUCUGCUGCGUCAUUUUCGCCUGUGCCCUGCAAGGGGCCCAAGUUGAUCGUUCAUGUUGGGCCACAGAAAACGGGAACCACAGCCAUUCAAGAAUUCCUGGUGGAGAAUGCCGGCUGGCUUCAGGAGCAGUGGGGCGUCAGUUUGGGCUGGCAUGGCAAAGGAAAAGCAGUUCAGGAGUACAUUGUGCAUCCACUUGUCUAUAUCUGCAAUAGGAAGAGGGCCGUCUUGGACGAAAGGGGGAUGUCAGAGAAGACGGCGAAGCAGCAACUCAAGCAAGGGCUGGACGUUCUCCAGUCCAAACUGAACUCAUCUCACGUGGUUGUAUUGUCCAGCGAAGGUUUCCAGAAGUUCAAUGAAACAUCCUGGCAGUGCUUGAAGUCUGAGAUUCGGGCAGACAUUUGCCAAAUUGCAGUGAUAUUUCGCCGCAAUUCCGCUACGUGGUAUGCAGCACGCUGGUCGCAAGGCUCCAAGCACGCGAGUCCCCCGCCGAGCUUCUCUUCGCAUCUGGCCGCACAUGCAGGAGACAGCGACGCACAGCUGCAGCAGCUGAACAGGCUGAGAUUGUUUGACAGAGUGAUUCCCGUUUCCUAUGACUAUCUGAAGGAGGUCAACUGCAGUGGAGCAGCCUUCCUGAUCUGCAAUGCUAGUCUUGGCCUGACAGGCAACAAGUGGUAUCAGUGCAGGAAUGCCGUGAAUGGCCGUGGCUCCAAGCUUUGGAACAAGUCCCCACCUCAUGCAGCAAUUGAUGUCGUUCGAUUGGCCCGGGAUUUUUACGAGAUCAAGCAGGCAAUGCGAAAAAACGCUUCGAGAUGCAAGCCCUGGCCAGUCGGCUUUUUCAACGAGGACUAUUUUCGCAGGCACCCUUAUAUCAUGACGUCCACGAACCCUGCUGUCAUCCAGGUGGCGAAAGAGAUCCCGGUCAAGUGUGAAAAGUUCGACGGCUUGUUCCGCAGCGAGACUGAGAAGUGGUUUUCGUGGACCGGCGCCAAAAGGCCCAGUUCUGGCUCCAAGGACAUCUGUACUGCAGAUGUUGCUUCCUUCGAAGCGAAGCACUGGCGGUUGAUCGGGAAGAUCGCGCCCGGCUGCUAG